CAUUCUCUCCAUGAGCUGUCACACUCACAUAUUCCCACCCCACACACACAUUCACACACACACACAUACACACACACACACACCGAGCGUGUUGAAGCAAACCUCCGUAUUUCUCUGCUGUUCCCCCGGUUACCGACCCAAGACCAAAAAAAAGCGGCUGUUUGAUUUCGCAGUCUGCGUCGAGCCUCGUCGUGACAGAGUUUGGAGACGCCUGGAGGAGGAGGAGGAGGAGGAGGAGGAGUGGAAGAGGGGGCUGGAGGAGAACAAGAAGGUGGUGUACCCCUGUCAGAAACACAACCUCCCUGUGACACAUGGCUGACUGUGGGAGACGGAAGGGCUGAGGGAGACUACGAGAGCGAGAGACGUCCUGACACACGCUCUUGGAGAGCAAGAGGCAGUUGGCCAUCUGUGGUCGGUCCCCUGCUAUUCUGCAGCUGUGUUGGAGUCAGUGAGUGGUGCUCCACUCUGCUAGGAAAAGAAGGCUUCUUCCUACAUCUCAUUACCCAGGGGAUGAGCCAAGGCUAGGGCAAUGUUAAGGUCUCACUGGCCUCGAUUCAAGUCCCUGGGGCUGCUUCUGUGGAGGGAUGGGUGAUACCCCAGCUGGAUCUUCCGUUGUCACCGUUCUCCAUGGCUAUCAUUAGUGGCUAAUGAGCUGCUGCUGGAGAGGAAACGGACAAAGGUGCCUGUGGAGAGAGGAGGAACCUUACAGCUGUUAUUAAGAGGCCCAGAGAUCUCAGACAAGGAUUUUUUUUGCCUCUGCAAGAGAAUUGAGCUUUGAAAGUAUGAAAGGAUAUCGACUUUGGAAUACUUUGUUUUAUGUAUUUUUCAGGUUUUGAUUGCCAAUUUUUUUUCUUGUUUCUGCUUUGUGUCUGUGAAAAAAUGUCACCAUGCAUUUGAAAGACAUGUUUUUUUCAAGAUGAUACAGUAUUUGGACAUCAUUUUUCUUCUUUUUGUCUUAACUGAAGGAGUUUCAGCAAAAUACUUUCAUCCUGCAGGAUUUUUUUCUUGAAGUUCUUUUGAAGUUGUUUCACACUUUGAUAUUAUUUUGAACUUCCUAUGCUCUGAGGGAUAUUGUUGACCAUGGCAGCAGCCUAUCGUGUAGUUGUGAGCAGUGUGAGCUGCUACAACAGUGUGGUAGUGGACCGGCGCACUCACUCCCAUGCUGUGCACUACUGCUCGGGGCCAUGUGGGGCGCUGUCCCAGGGCUUAGACUGUACCGUUGCACAUCGUGGCACUUGCUCCGAGCUGGUGGUUGCACCUGACCCUGCAUACAAUGACCUCAACGGCUCACCCAUCCACUCCCGCAACAUGAUCUCUCAGCAAAAUUCUAACCAUGCUAAACUUUGUGUUACCAUGGAUACUACCCAUAAUGGUGGUUUGGAGAGAGCAGGCAGCAGUGGCAAUUUGUCUUUAGGGGAGGACAGCCCCACGUGGCGUGGUAAAAAGACUCCCAGUGCAGUCGGAUCAACUGGGAACUUGAGCUCCACUGGCAGCCUGAAGGACAUUACUGAAGAGGCCAUCAACCUGGCCAGUGGGAAGCUCAAAGAGUUUUCUUUUGACAAGCUGCGACUCUCCUCCUCCAGCCAUGUCACCUUUCGGAAAGGUCGCAAGGUCCGUCCUGACUCUUUUAGCCGUCGCUCCACUGAUCUGGAGAUCAUCUAUGGCCACUUCAGCUCCAACCUUACCACAAACACAACAACUAAUGGCAUGACAAAUGGCAUGGGUACUUCUAAUGAUGAGAACCUUCCACCGUUUGUGCUAGGCAAAGGAGCAGGGCUGGAGGAGACAAAGCUAAAGGCGAGCACAAGCACCUUGUCAUCCAUCACCAAAGUGGGUGGUGGUUCAACAAACAGCCUCUCAAGUAUUGCGUCAUUGGACCAAAGUCUAAACACAGUGGCCUCCCUGUACCGCAACACCCUGGGAGAGGAGAAUCUAAUUGCUCGUCUGCUGGAGAAGACCAGAGCAGAGGCUGCCAGUGGUGGAGCAGGUGGAGAGGACAUCCGUGCCUGCCUUGACAUCCUGCUUAAAUGUUCUGAAGACCUAAAGAAAUGCACUGACAUCAUCAAGCAGUGCAUCAGACGCAAAGCUGGUGGAGGCCCGGAGGAUGGAUCAGCAAGUCCGGACAGUGUAUAUCGGGCGGUGAUGACCAGACUCAGCUCCUAUCUGAAGAGAUUGCCUCUGGAGCUAGAGGGGAUUGGAGGUUUGGGAGGCAGUGGGCAGGGCAGUCAGGGUGCACCUGGAAGUGGGCACAGUGACCUGGCUGAGCUGGUAAACACUCUUCACUCCAUCCAACAAGGACCUUUCUCUCCAAUAUUUGGCAACGAGCAACCUCCCCGGUAUGAAGAUGUGGUGCAGUCGCCUCCAAUUCCAAAGACUGUUCCACACUCUGCAUCUUCUACUCCUCCUUCUGUCUCCUCUUCUUCCUCGCCCUUUAAAUCAGAAUCUAUUCAUACCAAACCGGUCCAGAACUCAGUCCAGUCUAGAGCCACUCCACUCACCAAUGGACUACAACAUCCUUCUUCUAUUUCUUCUAUCACACAACACACUCUCUCUCCACCAACUAUCUCAUGUUCUUCAUCUAGCUCCUCUCCAACACACUCCCCAUCCCCUCUUCGUAUGUCCCCGACACCCCCAUAUGCACACACUCCUCCAGCAUCCCCCAUGGAGCCUCUUUAUAUUGAGGAGGAGGAGGCAGAUGUGGAAAAGACACCAGAACAAAUUACACAGGAGACGCAUGCUCCAACUAGAGGCGUUAACACUACCCAGAACAAAAAUGGGAUUAUGCUGGGGCAACACCUGCUCCCUUCACAACCACACACACUCCAUAACUCUUCAAAUAGUUUGCCAGCCAGUUCUGGCUACAGCCCUGCUUGGCCUUCAUCUCCCUCAUUAACAUCCUCAGCACCAAAAACUGCAUCACACAGGAAUGACGACAUUGACAAGCUGCUGAUGGACUUGGAAAAUCUGUCGCAGAGUAUGAGCCACCCCAGAAACAUAGAGCCUCCACUUCCUGCCAAGACCAGGAAGAGAGAUGGAGGCCAGGGAAUCAUCACCAAUGACUCCUUUGCUCAGCCCAAAAUGCCACAGUUCCAAGUCCAGAAGCAAGCUAGCCACCUAACCAUGAACGGUCUUAGCUCCAAAACUCCCCAGAGUCUUGCUCCUCCCCAAGUAGAGAGCAAUGAAGCUGUGGUGGGAGAGGAGGAGGAUGGGGCACUGUUGCUAAGAAUCCUCGAGAGUAUUGAGAGUUUUGCCCAAGAGCUGGUGGACUCUGGUGCAGGGAGCACAGGGAGCGCUGAGAGGAAAUGCGGAAAGGAGCGGGAGGUGAUGAGGCUCUUGCAGGAUACGCUGGCCACCACCGGCAGGACUGAUACCCCGGUGGAGAUCACAAACCCUCCAGCUGCUCCCACUGCUCCAUCGGUGCACACCAGUGUAGUCCCAGCUUUACCGGCAAAACACACCCUGGCAAAUAAACCUGCAGUUUCACCUUCACUGACACCCAUCCCUGCAGUAUCAGAAACUGAGUUAAUUGCUGCGCCUGAGCCUGAGCCUGAGCCUGCACCUAAACCAACACGUGAUGCUGCCCCCAAACUUUUCCCUACACCUUCUCCAGGGCCUAUAGCUGAGUCUACAGAUAAAAUCACAGAAGCCUCCACAGUUGAAGUUGAUGCAGAAUCCAUCCCUGCUCCUGAACCAUCUGCACCAGUAGGCUUGCAUUCCUCCACACAUGUAGAGGAACCCACACCUAUGGUCGCAGCUGAACCUCCAGCUGCUGUAGCCAUAAGAGAUGCUGCCGUUGCUGCUGCUGAACCUGCUGCAGUGAGAGAUUCUGGAUCAACCGUCCUCAUCCAGCAGACUCCAGAGGUGAUCAGAGUGCAGUCUAAACCAGAAAAGAAACCAGGAACUCCUCCACCAGCUCCACCUGCAGCCACAGCCACGCCGGUCCCAACACCACGCUCACCCAGCCCUCCUCCGGCUCCGGUGAUAGUCACCCCUCCUCCCCCUGCCAUCAACAUUCCCAGGUUCUACUACCCCCGUGGGCUCCCUGCCCUGGGCCCGACUGCCAACCACGAUGCCGCCAUCGCUGCCAUCGAGACGGCCUUUACCGAGUUCGAGGAGGAGAAGGCAGACAUUUAUGAAAUGGGCAAAAUUGCCAAGGCAUGCGGGUGUCCACUUUACUGGAAGGCCCCCAUGUUCUACGGAGCAGGUGGUGAGAGGACGGGCUUCGUGUCUGUUCACUCAUUCAUUGCAACCUGGAGGAAGUUGUUGCACAGCUGCCACGAUGAUGCUUCUAGGUUUAUUUCCUUGCUAGCUAAGCCUGGCUGUAACUACCUGGAACAGGAAGACUUCAUUCCUCUACUGCAGGACAUUGUAGAUACGCAUCCUGGACUCACAUUUCUGAAGGAUGCACCUGAAUUCCAUUCACGCUACAUAACAACGGUGAUUCAGCGGAUAUUCUAUGUGGUGAACCGUUCGUGGACGGGCCGUAUCACCAUGAUGGAGCUGCGCAGGAGCAACUUCCUACAAACCCUGGCGCUGCUAGAGGAGGAGGACGACAUCAACCAGAUCACCGAUUAUUUCUCCUACGAACACUUCUACGUCAUCUACUGCAAGUUCUGGGAACUGGACACUGACCACGACUUGUAUAUUGAUCCCAAAGACCUGGCGAGAUACAACGACCACGCAUCGUCAAACAGAAUCAUUGAGAGAUUGUUUUCGGGGGCCGUCACUCGGGGUAACGCUGUGCAGAGGGAAGGCAGGAUGAGCUACGCCGAGUUCGUCUGGUUCCUCAUAUCUGAGGAAGACAAGAAAAAUCCAACUAGUAUAGAGUACUGGUACCGCUGCAUGGAUGUGGAUGGCGACGGCAUUUUAUCCAUGUUUGAGUUGGAGUAUUUCUAUGAAGAGCAGUGUGAGAGGAUGGAGAGGAUGGGCAUUGAACCGCUGCCCUUCCAGGAUUUGCUCUGCCAGAUGCUCGACCUGGUCAAACCUGAGAGCUCAGGUAAGAUAACCCUGGGUGAUUUAAAGCGGUGCCGGAUGGCUCACAUAUUCUUUGACACUUUCUUCAACCUGGAGAAAUACCUGGACCACGAACAGAGAGACCCAUUUGCUGUGCAAAAGGAUAUUGAUAGUGAAGGUCCAGAGCCAUCUGACUGGGAUAAAUAUGCCUCAGAGGAGUAUGAGAUACUGGUGGCGGAGGAGACUGCAAAUGAACAGCUACAUGAAGGGUCCUUCGAUGAUGACUAUGAAUCCGAGGAACUUCAAGUCCCAGGAGAGAUCGGGAAUAAAAUGGAAAAACUGGUCAUAUCAGACCUGUCAGCAUAAAACUCUUUCCCUGGAACUCCUGAGCUUCUUUCUCUGGAAAACAGAGAGAAACCCCAGCGAUAGAGGAUCCAUUGGGAUACAUGCAUCCAAGAAUGUAUGGACGUAAAGACGGAGAGAGAAAAGGAUUCCCACAUCUGUCUUACGAUGAGUCUGGACUCCCCUCAGAACGGAGUUUUUUUUUUUGUGUGUGUGUGUGUGUGUGUGUGACCGUAAAGCAUGACUGUUCUGUGUUUGGUGCAGUAACGCAUCUGUAUUCACACAGAAAACAAAUCACUGCCUCCACUGAUUCACUCCACGUGACAGAACUAAGCCAGUGGUUGGAGGAGGGGAGGAGUGUUAGAUGAGCUCUCCAAGGAAUCGAGAAAAAUGCUUUACUGUAAAAUAAUGUAAUCAUUGUGAAUUCUCUACUGACAAUCCUACCAGAAGACAAUCUUUUUUUUUUUAAUGUUGCUGUGCUAAUUGUAGACUGACAGGUUGGCUGUCAGUGACACAAACAGACUCCUAUUUGGAGAAAAACAGGCAGACACAAAGAGAUAACGACAGCGACAGGCACUGCCAUUGAAGAUCCACAAUCACCAAACAAGCAGCUGCUCAGAUAUCUGACACACAAACAGACACUGCCUUCAGAAACCUGCUGCCGCUUGUGCAGCUUGUCACUGUGUUUCUUGUAAAGGAAGUCGUUAAACCUCUAGUCCUUUCAGGGAGAGGUCAGCGGUUGUAACAGCACCUCCUCUCUGUGGCCAGUCUGCGCUACUGCAUGCCAUCAGUGGCAUGUAUGGUGCAUGACGGGCUGGCUAACGUUUCCAUGAGCCUGAGCUGCUCUAUUAUUAGUGCAGUAUUAUCAGAGCUCUCUCUGACUACAUGGACUGUAAUGUUCAAGCUCUCCAUUGCAAGGUUUUUAAUUCACAAUCAGGUACCAGCAAAAGAUUUGACAUAUGCACAUGAACUGAUUCAGGCUGCCAGUCAUAUCAAACUCUCUGGUAGAGUUACCCGAACAUUUCCACCCGUAACAUUUGCAGUAAUGCAAUAGAUGUGCCUAAGAUCUGUGAGUCGCUCCUGUCAUUCUCAUGCAAAGUCACACUGUAUGUUUUUUCCACAUCCUUGUAAUUUCCUUUUUGUUAAACCUGUAUUUUUCCAAAUUUAACAAGCAAAAGUGUAGAAUAGAAACAUGAGACAAAGGUACACGGACAUAGUAUGUUACACAGGGAGCUGAGUAUUAUGGGGUAAUGUUAAUUAUUUUAACAAAAAGUAAUUGGUGUCCAUUUUCCGUGAGCAACAAUGCCAGUUCAUCCCGUCUUUCUGCACAUGAAGCAUCUUUACAGUGUUUUCCCACAUCAUUGUUGUAUGUGAUUUGUUGUAGUCGUUUAUGUAAAAAAAAAAAAAGUAAUUUUUCUGCUUAUCAGCUUACAUUUCAUUAUCAUAUGUCAUUUGUUUAUGAAGUUGUGUGAUGUCCAUCCUCCCUGUAGCACACGCAUAAAGCACAAGGAUGCCUCUUAAUGGGUCACCUGAACUUAUUAAGAAAAAAAAAACUUUAAUGGUAUCCUUCCUGCAAAUAAGUUGGGAUUUUUUUGUCUAUUUUCUAAAUAAUGCUCCAUUUCAGCCUGAAUCCUGCUACAGUGGAAGUGAAUGUAAUUUUGUUUGUGGCUCCUCUCUGAAACCAUGUUACUCAAACAAACCACAGAACACACUGUGAAGCAUCUCCAUAGAAGUAGUCCUGACAUUGAAGUUUGUUCAUACACCAGACUCAACAAAUCACUGUUAUUGCUGGUUUUACUGCUGAAUUUUUAAAGUAAUUUUUUGACCACAAAUAAAUUUCCAUUCUCUUCUGUAUUGAGAUAGAGGCAGCAAUCUUUCAGGCUUGUAAAUAAAAUAAAAGCCAAACAUUUUGCAUGUUUGGAUACCACUAUGUGAUUUUUUCUUUUUUUUUUAGAACUGGGUGAACCCUUCAGCUCCAUUAUUUACUGUACUGCACUCAAAGAGACAGGUGCAUGUGUGUACACUGCCUUUACUGUAAUAGCUAGGAGCGUGUGUUCGAUUAUAAAUCACUGAUAGAGGAGUGUGUUUUAGCAGCCUGUGUUGUGUAGCUCUCAGUUUCGCGCUGUUUAUAUGUUGUUGCCAUGGGGAUUGUGCUCCCGGAUCAGUGUGUGUUUGAGCGCUUGUAUAAUUCUUUCAUAAGGAAUGGGACAGCUCUUGUCCUCAGUGGCUUCAUAUUCACAUUCAUAUACCUCCUCUACUGGCACUUACUGUACACAGACACACACACCAUUUUAUAGUUGCUAUUGAAAGGAAGAAAGAGCGCUUGCACUCCAUCUGUGUAUUAAACUACAUUAUGAUAAUAUUAACAGUGAUAAUAAGCCAUUCUAGAUAGAAAUGACUGAUUUUUGAUGUAUUUUGAUGGUUUGUAUUGCUGUGCCACUGUGUGGCUCGGGAAAGGGGGGUAAAUUAUGUUAGAUGUGUGUAUGUUUGUGUGUUAGAUGCACGGUGGGUGAAAUCUGUCUUUCUCUGCCCGACCUGACAAUCACAAAAUGAUGUAAGAUACAGAAACCUUUGACGUUUCGCUGCUGUGGUCACACACACACUCACACUGUCAAGGAGACCUGUUCACCCAGACAGUAUUUAAAAAGGACUAUUGAAGUCGGUGGGACGUCUCUGGCUGAUAACGUUUUUGGCUCUAUGCAAAGUGUCCUGAAGCAUCAGGCGAGGAGAGAAGCCAUGCAAGACUUUUAUUUUGAAAUUACAUCUUUACUUGGAGAGGUAGAGAAAAGACUAUUUUUUGAUGUACUUCCUCCGUGCAGAGGAAACUGGAGAAAGCUGAGAUGUCAUGCGAAUUCUGAUGAUCAUUGUAUUGGCAUGGUUUUCUUUCUGUCUAUCCAUCACUCUUUCUUUCUUUCUUUCUUUCUUUCUUCCUUUCUUUCUUUCUUUCUUUCUUUCUUUCUUCAGUCUCCUGUAAUCUGUUGCUUUUGUCUGAAGUUUAAAAGUUUAAAUAAAGAUGUUUCAAACAAAUAUAAA
Messenger RNA from Amphiprion ocellaris (clown anemonefish), 8328 nucleotides. It is a transcript of the gene ppp2r3a, whose product is annotated as protein phosphatase 2, regulatory subunit B'', alpha. Gene Ontology annotation, cellular component: protein phosphatase type 2A complex. The record is from RefSeq and is a predicted model, not a curated record. Lineage: Eukaryota; Metazoa; Chordata; Actinopteri; Pomacentridae. Bases 1081 to 5319 code for a protein of 1412 amino acids. Gene Ontology annotation, biological process: protein dephosphorylation. Gene Ontology annotation, molecular function: calcium ion binding; protein phosphatase regulator activity. The transcript has 13 exons.